Messenger RNA from Sesamum indicum (sesame), 891 nucleotides. RefSeq lists its product as uncharacterized. Lineage: Eukaryota; Viridiplantae; Streptophyta; Magnoliopsida; Lamiales; Pedaliaceae. The record is from RefSeq and is a predicted model, not a curated record.
GACUUAUUUUAAGCAGAAGCAGAAGCAACAAGCAGCUCAACACUCACUGCCUGCAACUUCAUCCAUCAACCCUUCAACUCUUUAAUUCAUCUCUACUCAGCUUUCUAAUUAUUACUUCCAAACCAAAAAUGGCUUUCAGGAACGCGGGUUACUGGAAAUCGAUGGUGAAUCGACUGCAAGGAAGUUGGAGUUUCACCACAUCAACUUCCCCCAAGCUAAAAGCUUACGCCCCCACUGCUCACCAUUACCUCCCCUCUCCCAGCUCGGCCCCAGGAAUUAAGUCCAAGCUACCAAAAGGCGACUUCGUUCCUGUGUUUGUUGCGGUGGGGAUGAUAGCCCUGCAGGUGAGUUUCGGCGCAUACACCAUCUACCAUCAGCUGCGUCGUAACCCGCAGGUGUACCUGAAGAAAUCAAGAAGGGAGACGGUCCCGGAGGUGGUGGAGCCGGAGCAGGUGGCGGAGGAGGCGGAGGAGUACGUGAAGCAAUCGUUUUUCAGGAAGGUUGCGCACAUACAGGACUACGAUCGGCAAGAAGUGAUGUCGGAUCCCAUUCGUGGCGAUGCUUUCACCAGGCCUCUACGCUACGACUCGUUGAAAGACAUUGGAGUCGAUCCUAAGGCUUGAGUGGGAUUGGGAGUUGAAAGUGUUUUGUAUUUACUUAGAAACAACGUAGUUUUUGGUAUGUUUGUUUUCUAUGAAGUUGGAAGUUUGUAGGAGAAAUCAUCACAAGAAAGCUCAUAUUUUGACGAGCUGGAAAACAUUAUUGUCUUGUCAGAUUCAUUUUUAUCUUCAGUUUUUGUUUGUGAAACUGGGACAAAGAUGGAAACAUGCACAGUGUUUGGUUUUGUGUUUCGGCCCACUUCAGAGAUGGGUCAAAACAUAAGAUUGUUUU